Tauraco erythrolophus (red-crested turaco) is the source of this 816-nucleotide messenger RNA. Lineage: Eukaryota; Metazoa; Chordata; Aves; Musophagiformes; Musophagidae. The record is from RefSeq and is a predicted model, not a curated record.
GACAGGGAAACCCUCAGCCUCUCCCCGUCUCCUCUCUGCAGUGUUCUCCAUCGUGGUGUUCGGCUCCAUUGUCAAUGAAGGAUACGUGAACCGCCCGGACGAGACGCAAGAGCACUGCAUUUUCAAUCGCAAUCACAAUGCCUGCAACUAUGGCAUUACCGUGGGUGUCCUCGCCUUCCUCAGCUGCCUUCUUUACCUGGCUCUGGAUGCCUACUUCCCGCAGAUCAGCAGCGUCAAGGACCGCAAGAAGGCAGUGCUCUCGGACAUCGGAGUCUCGGCCUUUUGGGCGUUCCUCUGGUUUGUUGGCUUCUGCUUUCUGACCAACCAGUGGCAAGCUUCAAAAGAAGAGGACAACCCAAUGAAUGAGGGAGGGGAUGCAGCCCGAGCAGCCAUCACAUUCUCAUUCUUCUCCAUCUUCAUCUGGGGCUUCCUCACGUUUCUGGCUUUCCGGAGACUCAGAGACAUUACUUUUCAGGAAGAAUACAACACCCUGUUCCCUAACUCCCCAUCCUUGCUGCCUUACCCCGGUGUGCUUUGUCCCCCCUACCCGAACGAGGAGGAUGCUACAGAUGCGGUGGGGACAUACCAGCAGCCCCCUCCGGCAGAUGCUUUCGACACUGAGACACAGGGGUACCAAACACAGAACUACUGAGCCACCGAUGCCCCUUUCCCUUCCCCUUUCCCUUCUGCCUCCUUUCCUACUGCCGGCAGAAAGCCAAGGCACAAACCAGACACGUGCGUAGUGGCACAAGGGGUGGCUCUCAGCUAUGCUCCAGCCUUCUGGGUCAUCUGUUUUUAUUUAUGGUUUUUAAAAAA